This is a messenger RNA of Puma concolor (puma), 1155 nucleotides long. The record is from RefSeq and is a predicted model, not a curated record. NCBI's taxonomy places the organism in Eukaryota, Metazoa, Chordata, Mammalia, Carnivora, Felidae.
AUGGAGUUUCCCUGCCCACCGAACUUCAUAGUACAUGAUGUUCCCUCAGAAGAGUUAACUGUGGCAGAUAAAAAAAAAAAAAUGACAGCCAGACUUCUAAGAACAGCCCUUCCUUUGCUCUUCUUCGCCCUCUUUGGGGUCCUGGAGGCGACAACAAUAUCGUGCAGAAAUGAAGAAGGCAAAGCUGUGGAUUGGUUUGCCUUUUAUAAGUUACCUAAAAGGCAAGACAAGGAAAGCAGACAGACGGGGUUAGAGUACCUAUACCUAGACUCUACAACCAGGAGCUGGAGGAGGAGUAAGCAACUAAUGAAUACCACCAACAGUGUGUUGGGAAGGACAUUACAACAGCUCUAUGAAGCAUAUGCCUCCGAGAAUAACAACACAGCCUAUCUAAUAUACAAUGAUGGAGUCCCUACAUCUGUGAAUUACAGCAGAAAGUAUGGACACACUAAAGGUUUACUGCUGUGGAACCGAGUGCAGGGAUUUUGGCUAAUUCAUUCUAUUCCCAGAUUUCCUCCAGCUCCUGAAGAAGGCUAUGAUUAUCCACCCACAGGGAGGAGACAUGGACAAUCUGGCAUCUGCAUAACUUUUAAGUACAACCAGUAUGAAGCGAUAGAUUCUCAGCUCUUGGUCUGUAACCCAAACAUUUAUAGCUGUUCCAUCCCAGCCAUCUUUCACCAGGAGCUCGUUCAUAUGCCCCAGCUGUGCUCCAGAUCCAGCUCAUCAGAGAUCCCUGACCGGCACCUCACUGCACUUCAGUCAGCCCGGGGCCAAAAAUUCCUCCAUUUUGCAAAGUCUGGUUCUUUUCUUGAUGACAUCUUUGCAGCCUGGAUGGCUCAACGGUUGAAGACGCAUUUGCUAACAGAAACCUGGCAGCGAAAGAGACAAGAGCUUCCUUCAAACUGUUCCCUUCCUUACCAUGUCUACAAUGUCAAAGCAAUUAAGAUAUCUGGACACUCUUAUUUCAGUUCUUACCAGGAUCAUGCCAAAUGGUGUGUUUCCCAAAAGAGGACCAAAAAUCGCUGGACCUGCAUUGGAGACCUAAAUCGGAGCCCAUACCAAGCCUUCAGAAAUGGAGGAUUCAUUUGUACCCAGAAUCAGCAUAUUUACCAUGCAUUUCAAGGAUUGGUUUUGUAUUAUGAGAACUGUAACUAA